AUGCCAUUAAAUUGGCAACGAGAAAAUUGGUCGGGAGGAUUCGUAUAUGGGCAACAAAUGCCUUUACAACCACCACCAUUUUAUUAUUCAAUAGAUAAUUUGACAAUGAAUAAAAGUUCAUCUAUUUUUAAUGGAAAGAACCAAAUUCAAGGUCAUUCAGUAACUCCUCAUACACCACGACGUGGAAUUCUGAAACAAACAGAAAAAUGGAGAACACUAAUGACACGUCGGUUAGUUCAUUUCAUGCCGGAACGUUGGCAAGGACAAGAAACAGCAGCUAAUAAUAUGACUUCACAUGAAUAUCGUGGUAUGUCAAUAACGACACCCAUUCAAGUGAAUAAGAAAGGUCAUAAUAGCAAUGUAGUUUCAGGACUAAAACGUUCAGGUACAAAGAAAACACCUGAAAAAGCUCAUCUUGACACACUUCGUAGAAGAGAAAGGCGUCAGCGAAAUCGAGCAUUUUUACUUGAACAAAGUAAAGAAUUAGAUCGAUUAAGUGAUAAUCGUUUUAAUCUUCUCUCUGUAACGGAUGAUGAAGAAACUGAUAAAGAUCUUUCAGAGAUUGAUAAUGAAAUAGAAACCAUGAAAGAUAAUGAACAAAGAAACUUGUCGAAACAAGAAAAACAAAAUGCUGGCACACGUAUGAAUGUAGUCAGUAAGAAGAGACAAGUUAAAACAACAACAGAAGUUCUGAUAAAUAACGAACAUGUUGUAAGUAAUAAAACAAACACGCGAGGAAAUAACCAGCAUCAAAUAAACGUAUCUAAUCCUGAAAUGGAACAAAAUAAUGUCGAACAAUCAUCGACUACUAAAGAUAAACGAAAAAUUAAAACAUAUUUACAAGGUUUUAAGAUUCUCGCUUAUCUCAAAGGUCGAGCAAAUAAUGAUCAUAAAUUGAAAUUCGAUUUAAAAGAUGCUUUCAAUGAAGUAUGUGCAUAUGCAAAGAAUACUAUUGAAACAUAUGAUAAAUGGGUACAUGAUCAUUAUGAAGGGCAAGUCUGGCAACGAUUCUAUGAUCUAGGUAAACAUAAAGAUCAUUGGGCUAAAGAAAUAGUUAAUAUUACACAUACACAGGAGGCUAAAACAAAUAUAGUACUAUGUGAAAAGAAAAUUUCACAUUUUACAUCGGCAUGUUUCGAUGCUAAUAACAUCAUCACAUGA
Molecule: messenger RNA, 1161 nt
Organism: Rotaria sp. Silwood1
Lineage: Eukaryota; Metazoa; Rotifera; Eurotatoria; Philodinida; Philodinidae
Source: the annotation of a GenBank genome assembly